This is a messenger RNA of Fusarium falciforme, 939 nucleotides long. RefSeq lists its product as hypothetical. Lineage: Eukaryota; Fungi; Ascomycota; Sordariomycetes; Hypocreales; Nectriaceae. The transcript is spliced from 3 exons. Gene Ontology annotation, cellular component: cytosol. The record is from RefSeq and is a predicted model, not a curated record. Gene Ontology annotation, molecular function: oxidoreductase activity. The coding region runs from base 1 to 939 and encodes 312 amino acids.
AUGUCGGCACCAAACCCUGCCUUUAGUGACACGGAAGGCCUCACCAAGAAACUUCGACCAAUUACACCCAAUUUGGUUCAGAAAACCCACAGUGCUUCCUACUCGACCCUAUCGCCCCUUCGUCCUCAGCUGAAUCAGUCUGGGAAGACAGUCCUCGUCGUCGGCGCCUCCGCUGGGAUAGGACUUGCCAUCACCAGGGCUUUUGCGGAGGCCUCGGCCUCUAAGAUUAUUCUUACUGGUCGCCGCAGUGACGCCCUAUUGGAUGCCGCUUCUAAGCUUUCAAGCGAGUUCACCAAAACCAAGUUCAUUGCUCGAGUCUGCGAUGUCGGAAACGUUGCCGAGUCCGCCGCUCUCUGGUCCGGCCUCCGCACCGAUGGCAUUUUCGUCGAUGUUCUCGUGCUGAAUGCGGCGAAAUUUGGAAAUCAACAGUCUCUGUUGGAAGCCGACCUUGAUACGACCUGGUCUCUGUACGAAACCAACGUGAGGACAAUCUUGGACUUUACCCAGCGACUUUAUCGGCAGGAAGGAUUUGUAGACAGACAAAAGUUCAUCAUUUACGUUUCAACUGCUGCAAUCCAUAGUCGGGCCUUAGCAGCCUCCCUGCCAACCUAUUCUAUAAGCAAAAUGUCUGGCCAUCUCCUGUUGCAGAAAAUUUCCGAAGAGGUAGACCGGAACAAGCUCCAGAUUAUUAGCUUCCACCCUGGCUUAAUUCUCUCCGAUGCGGGCAGAACGGCAGGUCUCAAUGAGAAUAGUCUUCCCUUUGAUAACGAAAAUUUGCCUGCGCAUUGGGCUGUCUGGGCAACAACAUCCGAAGCGGCAUUUUUGCAUGGCCGUUUCGCCUGGGCGGCCUGGGAUGUGGAUGAACAGAGGUCUGGAGAAGUCAAGAAACGCAUAGAGAACGACCCUGAUUUCCUCACUGUCGGGUUUCUGGGUUUAUAA